AUGAACAGUAAAUUGAAUAAGUACUCCAUAAGUUCUGCUUUAACAGGGAGUAUCAUGGGAGCUUACUGUACUGUGUGUAAAAUGGAGGACAAACCGCCGGAAUUUAAGGAUAUACCAUGUAAAUUUUUCUACCAUUGGUUGGGGACACAGCCAACCGUUGAUGAAAAAACGAAUGAAUUAUCAAAAAUACUGGAAGAUAUUUACAAUGUGCUGAAGAAUGAUACCGACGGGCAUAAGUGUGAAGUUAACUACGACGAUGUUGACAGAGACAAAUUCAAGAGUAGGAAGGAAGUAUUUGACCAUUAUUACAACUAUGAGGAUGUAGAGAAGUAUGUACUGGGGGGUCACUCAAAUUGUUUAGCAGAGUGGAUGGAUUACCAAGGGGGCAUUGAAUUAUCAUCCGGCAGCAGCGGUUCCUUUAGUGAUUCUGACACUUCUGCUUUGACAGAUAGGGCCAGUGGUGGGGAAGGAAAGGGUUCACUUCUGGGAAGGUUACCUUCAAAAUUAAUUUUAUACAGUGAUUUAAAUAAAGCAAAUAGUUCAAAUAGAUGUAAUAAUGCCGACCACACGGACGAAGUGGAAAUGGAAAUAAAGCAAUAUCUGAAAGAUGGGAACCAUGCUGCAAAUAUUGUGGGGGCCUACUGUUACGUACAUGAUAUAAAAAGGGUCAACACCCACACUCAUGACCUCUGCUAUAAGUUAUAUUAUUGGAUAGGGCAGAAAGUAAAGGACAAUUACAGCAGUGUGAAUACUUUCCCUUGGGCUAUGAUGAAGAUUUACGAUCAAUUGAAAAGGGUAGUUCAGGACGGUCCAUGCGGAAAUAUGUACAAUAAUAUUGACGGAAGUCUUUUCAGUCAAAGAAAAAUAGUAUAUGAAUACUCUGAGGACUAUACAACUAUGGAAGGUCAUUUUACAACUAAAGGAGAAUCAUGUGAUGACGAAUAUAAAGCUCACCUGGAGGCCAUUAAAAAAGCAUGUACUUCUGUGAAACCGAAAUGCUCAGGAGGAGAGAUGGAUAAUCCAUAUUGUAACCAUUACAAUCAGAAAUAUAAAAAUUACUGUGAGAAGAAAUUAUCAGAACUCGAAAAUCUGAAAGAAAGGAAAUGUAUUAAACCCAAACCAAACCCCAAUCCAAAUCAAGAUGGUAGUAGUGGUUCCUUCACUGAUAGUGCCGAUAGUGGUAGUGCUGCUAGCAGUGCCCUUGCACCUGCCUCUGUGUCUGGUGCAUUAGCUGCAGUAGGAUUACCAGCACUUGCUUUCUAUCUAUAUAAAGUAAUUAACACUAUGAUAAAAGUUAAAAUAAUAGCAUUUUACUAA
Messenger RNA from Plasmodium coatneyi, 1317 nucleotides. Its product is annotated as Variable surface protein Vir7-like. The transcript has 3 exons. Bases 1 to 1317 code for a protein of 438 amino acids. The record is from RefSeq and is a predicted model, not a curated record. NCBI's taxonomy places the organism in Eukaryota, Apicomplexa, Aconoidasida, Haemosporida, Plasmodiidae.